GGGCACGGAGACGGCCCCGGCCCCGGCCCCGGCUGCCUUCCCGCGGCGGGCGGCAGGCUCCAGACCCCCCCGCGGGGGCUGACACCCCGCCCGCACCGCGGCUCCGCUUCCUUUGUGUGCGCCAGGGGGGCCGGGAGGAGGCGGAGGCUCGCUCUGCCUCCGCGCGGCCCGGGAGGAGGAGGCGGCGCGGCGCGGCGCGGCGAGCAGGGCGGCCGCAAGGUAACCCCGCCGGCCGGGAGCAACUGCAGGCGCCGCGGGGCCUGGCCCCUGCCCCCCCUCCCACCCCGGCCGCAGCGCGGGGUCCGGCUGAGCAGGAAGCGCCGCGCGGGCAGCUGCGGCGGCGGCUCCGCAUCGCGCGUCUCCAGCACUUUGCCAUGGGCCGGGGGCAGCGGCGGGGCUAGAGGCGCGGGGCCAGCAGAAGGCACCAUGGCAGCAUCCAGUAACUCCAGCCUGUCCGGCUCCUCCGUGUCCUCCGAUGCUGAAGAAUACCAGCCUCCAAUAUGGAAAUCAUACUUGUACCAGUUACAACAAGAGGCACCACGUCCCAAGAGAAUCAUUUGUCCUCAGGAGGUGGAGAACAGACCAAAAUACUAUGGACGAGAGUUUCAUGGGAUCAUCUCUCGGGAGCAAGCAGAUGAACUACUGGGAGGUGUGGAAGGAGCGUAUAUUCUUAGGGAAAGCCAGCGGCAACCUGGCUGCUACACACUUGCUCUCAGGUUUGGUAAUCAGACCUUAAACUACAGGUUAUUCUAUGAUGGCAAGCACUUUGUGGGGGAGAAAAGGUUUGAAUCUAUCCAUGAUUUGGUAACAGAUGGCUUGAUAACCUUGUAUAUAGAAACAAAGGCUUCUGAGUAUAUUUCCAAAAUGACCACAAACCCCAUCUAUGAACAUAUUGGAUAUGCUACGUUACUUAGAGAAAAAGUAUCCCGAAGGCUGAGCAGAACGAAAAAUGAGUCGAGAAAAGCUAGUGUAACAAGUGAAGAAGCAACCCAAGUGGAGAAGAUCACCUCUUUGGUAAGAAGAGCAGCCUUAACUCAAAAUGACAACCAUUUCAACUAUGAAAAAGCACACAAUUUUAAGGUCCACACAUUCCGAGGUCCACACUGGUGUGAAUACUGUGCCAACUUUAUGUGGGGGCUCAUCGCUCAGGGAGUCAGGUGUUCAGACUGCGGGUUAAACGUACAUAAACAGUGUUCCAAAUAUGUACCCAAUGAUUGUCAACCAGACCUGAAGAGGAUCAAGAGAGUCUACUGCUGUGACCUCACCACACUAGUGAAGGCCCACAAUACACAAAGACCCAUGGUUGUGGAUUUAUGCAUUCGAGAAAUUGAAGCAAGAGGUUUGAAGUCAGAGGGCCUUUACAGAGUCUCAGGGUUCACUGAGCACAUUGAAGAUGUUAAAAUGGCUUUUGAUCGAGAUGGUGACAAGGCUGAUAUCUCUGCCAGUAUAUAUCCAGACAUAAACAUUAUUGCUGGAGCACUGAAGCUGUAUUUCAGAGAUUUGCCGAUUCCUGUAAUCACCUAUGAUACCUACUCGAAGUUUAUAGAGGCAUCAAAAAUCUCUAAUCCUGAUGAACGGCUAGAAGCAAUCCAUGAAGUGUUGAUGUUACUUCCAGCUGCACACUAUGAGACACUUAGAUAUCUAAUGAUUCAUCUCAAAAAGGUUACCUUGCAUGAAAAGGAGAAUUUUAUGAAUGCUGAAAAUCUGGGAAUAGUGUUUGGACCUACUUUAAUGAGACCCCCAGAGGACAGUACCCUCGCCACACUGAAUGACAUGCGGUACCAGAAGCUAAUUGUGCAAAUUUUAAUAGAAAAUGAAGAUGUCUUGUUUUAGACAAAAAGAGAAGUAACUUCAUAGCCGUAGCUUUGAAAUAAUCCAUUUAAAUGAAAACCAAUUUCUUUACAGUUUUGUUUUUUUUAGAAGGAAAAGUUACUGGGUCUCACCUCAGUUUCUGCAGUAUUGCAGAUGAACGCCAAAAUGUUUAAUAAAGCUUAUGUCUCAUAGACAUAUGCCUCUUUUUUAGAAAGAAAAAGGUCAGAAAAGAAUCCUCUUACCUUGUGUCUUUUGCCUUGCUUCAUAUGUAUAUGUGUUUUGAGAAGUUGCAAACGAGUUUAUCAUUAACUUAUUAAUGAAUGCAAAAUGUAUUUUAAUAUGGCUAGAGAAGCAGAAAGGUACUUAAUCAGUGUUACUUGUAUACAGCUAUACAUUUCCCUUCUCCAUAAGGAAUAAUUAUAUAUGUCAGUCAUGAAACAGAAGCUAUAUUAUAAAGAUAUUUAACUUCAGUUAGCAGAAAGAAUGGCAUUUUAUUUUAGCAAACUAUUUCAAUGCAGUGCAUUGAUUAUUUUCCAUAUAUUUUUCCUCCCUUUUUUCUAUGACACAUUGAAAACAUCUUCCAUUAGUACCAUAUUAUCCUGACAUACCUCUUUUAUUGCAAAUGCUUUUAAGGAAACUUCCUACGUGUAUUCUAAAUUUCUUUGGAAUUUUCUUUUACAUUUUAGAUACUAGCUUUCUAAGAUUGUAUUAUACUCUUGUAGCCAUUCAGUAUCUUUCCAUAUUAUCAUAUUUUUUCUUCCAAAAUGUGAUAUUGAAGUUUUCAAAAGUCCUGGUGAUAGUAUCAGUUUCACAUGCCAGAUCUUUCUUUAAAUACAGUAAUGUGUAAAUUAAGUGAGGCUGGGACACUGGAUAUUUUCUGGCCUUGUUGAAAAAUUAGCACUUUUUUGUUAAUUAAAAUUUUUUGUAAGAAUCAGGUUAUGUUUUUGUCAUGUUUCUGUAUUUAUAAGCGUACAGUAAAUGCUGAAAAUGUAGGUAUUUCUCUUGAAUGUGUUUCUUGAUGGUUUGUUUUUAAAAACAAGAACAUGUACAAAGCAUUGGAGCUGGUAAAUCUAAUCAUUGAAAAAUAUUUUAUUUUUCUCCUUUCACAAACAUUGACCUACAGAGCUCAUAGUCUAACUGCAAUUUAUUCUUAAUAUUAACUUGUUUCUCAGCAUGAAAUUUUUCUACAAGCAUAGCAAGGCAGUAUACUUUACUACCAAACUGAAUUUUCAUUGUGAAAAACUAUAAUAAUCUCUCUUCAUGAUUGUAUGAGUCACAUGUUUGGUAACUCAGUGAUAUGGUUUUCUGAAUUAUUUCAGGGAGCACAUGUUUCUAUUGAAAUUGAAAAAUGUGUGUAACUAUAAUAAUGAAGGAGGGGCAGGAUGGGAAAACUGUAAAUUUUGUUGUCCUCUAGAGAAAUAACCAAGGGCUAGAUAGUAAACCCAGAUUGCAGUGCAAAUGCUAAAUAAUUCCAAUUUGCUGAUCCUACUAUAGAGCCUCUUAAAAUGUACAGAAUUAUUUGUUGUAGGUUAUGUACUACUUAAUACUGUCAUAAAAACGAUCUGGAAAUGGUUUUAUUUUGUGAAGUGAAACAUGCUUUGUAAUUUAUAAUAGUGUAAAUGGAAGGAAAAUUCCAUUAAAUGUGUUAAGAGUU
This is a messenger RNA of Alligator mississippiensis (American alligator), 3466 nucleotides long. RefSeq names its product chimerin 2 (gene CHN2). Gene Ontology annotation, molecular function: GTPase activator activity. Gene Ontology annotation, biological process: signal transduction; regulation of small GTPase mediated signal transduction; positive regulation of GTPase activity. The coding region runs from base 427 to 1833 and encodes 468 amino acids. The record is from RefSeq and is a predicted model, not a curated record. The transcript is spliced from 13 exons. NCBI's taxonomy places the organism in Eukaryota, Metazoa, Chordata, Crocodylia, Alligatoridae.